Orycteropus afer afer is the source of this 507-nucleotide messenger RNA. RefSeq names its product golgin A7 family member B (gene GOLGA7B). Bases 1 to 507 code for a protein of 168 amino acids. NCBI's taxonomy places the organism in Eukaryota, Metazoa, Chordata, Mammalia, Tubulidentata, Orycteropodidae. Gene Ontology annotation, biological process: protein targeting to membrane; peptidyl-L-cysteine S-palmitoylation. Gene Ontology annotation, cellular component: palmitoyltransferase complex. The record is from RefSeq and is a predicted model, not a curated record. The transcript is spliced from 4 exons.
AUGUCUCCCCAGGUGCACAAUCUGCAGGAGCUUCGGCGAAGUGCCUCCCUGGCUACGAAGGUCUUUAUCCAGAGAGACUACAGUGAAGGCACCAUCUGUCAGUUCCAGACCAAAUUCCCCCCGGAGCUAGACAGCCGGAUCGAGCGGCAGCUCUUUGAGGAGACUGUAAAGACCCUAAACAGCUUCUACGCAGAGGCUGAGAAGAUUGGGGGCAGCUCCUACCUUGAGGGCUGCCUGGCCUGUGCCACGGCCUACUUCAUCUUCCUCUGCAUGGAGACCCACUAUGAGAAGGUUCUCAAGAAGAUCUCCCGUUACAUCCAGGAGCAGAACGAGAAAGUCUUUGCUCCUCGAGGUCUGCUGCUCACAGACCCCGUGGAGCGUGGGAUGAGGGUUAUCGAGAUCUCCAUCUACGAGGACCGGUGCAGCAGCGGCAGCGCCAGCAGCGGAAGCAGCAGCGGCAGCGGCGGCAGCAGCAGCGGCGGGGGGGGCGGGGCGGGGGCCCGGUGA